Protopterus annectens (West African lungfish) is the source of this 6785-nucleotide messenger RNA. RefSeq names its product taperin (gene TPRN). Gene Ontology annotation, molecular function: phosphatase binding. Lineage: Eukaryota; Metazoa; Chordata; Ceratodontiformes; Protopteridae. The transcript is spliced from 4 exons. The record is from RefSeq and is a predicted model, not a curated record. Bases 70 to 3432 code for a protein of 1120 amino acids.
AGUGAUACCUGGUACUGCUCCGAACUGUUACAGGUGAUAGUACAUCCUUCCAAGGAGUAACAGCGGGUCAUGGCAGGCAGUGAAGCCGAGCCCCGGCGGCACGAUUUUGCGGGGAUUACGUUGCCAGCAUGGAAACGAGACAUUCUAGAGCGGCGAAAAGCUAAGGGAACGAGUCCCGGUGGUGGUGGUAGCAAGAGAGAGAAGCCCGGUUCCCCCAGCCGGGAAAGAGGAUCUGAUACUUUGUAUGGCAGCAGAGGCAGGACAAACUCUCCCGGGCCCCGGCGCACUGUUAAUUCUGGUCACCACUACAAAGACAUUUCUUUACGUAGUACCGGACGGCAGCCUAGUCCUAACUCUCCUCAGCUCAGAUCUGUUAGUCCCAGCUCUGCUCUUCGCAGAACUGGUAGUCCCGGGAGGCCACUGAGCUCCAGCUCUGUCCUUCGUAGAUCUGGUAGCCCGGGGAGACCUCUGAGCCCCAGUUCCCCACGUCGAAGAUCAGCUAGUCCCGGACGCCCACUUAGUCCCAGCUCCGCUCAUCGCAGAUCAAGUAGUCCGGGACGGUCAUUGAGUCCAAGUUCUCCACGAAGUCCGCUCAGUCCCAGCUCCCUUUUUUUGCUUGGGGAUCGAAUAGAUGCUGGGGAGAGCCUUGUCCUGCAGGAGAGCAUUGGACCAAUCCAGGAAAACCUUUUUAUUAAGUUAGAAAAGGAGAGAAGGCGCCAGCAACAGGAGGCGAAGGAUAAUGGUGGUCCCGUUCAGCACCUUAUCGAGCUGUACGGCAAUGUCCCAGGCAUCAGAACUAUUAGGGCAGACAAUAUCAUUAUUAUUGAGUCGGAUCCUCAGUUUUUCCAGGAUAGAAGGGACUCUUGGAAUCUCAAAAAUGGGGACAUAAACACCAUCAAUUCCUUGAAUCAACUGCUGGCCAGAAGGGGGAGCAAAGUGGCUGAGAUCAGAGCUUCAGAGGUAAUAAUCUGUGAGCCAUCUUUAGAUCAAAGUGAGCAUGAAUUUACCAUUUUUGGUGCUGAGGACGGCAUACCUCAUUCCAAUGGCCUUGAUUCGUGGGGGUCCCAUGGUAUAGUGAGUAGAUUACUUGAAAAAUUUGACGGUACUGUUUCUAAGUCAGUGAAGUCUAGAAGUACAGAGAAUCUGAUUCUAGAUAAGGGUGAUUUGUUGCACAGAAACACAGAAGAUAAAUCCCCUACAUUGCCAAAAUCCCCUACUACUGUGGUGGGUCAUCAGCGUGGCCAAGCUGCCAUAGGCAUAACCACUAAUGUAAAUGGUGACAGCAGUUUUCAGUUUCAUAACAGUACUAAUGGCUUUACUGCCAAGAACUCUGAGCUGUCACCCUCUAAAACUAGCUGUCAUAAUACUAGUCGCUCUGUAAUGGAUUCCCCCAUAUGCCUGCCAUCUGAAAAAAACAUACCUUCUAGUUCCUCAGCAGUGAUUACAGAGCCACCAACACCUGAAAACGCCCUCUCCAAAGAACGUGAAUUUAGCAAUGUGUCAGUGUCUUCAUUUAGAAAAAGGUUGGAAAAUUACCCUGCUUCUAAUAAUCAGAAAGAGCAAAAGAAAGAUUUUACAAGAAAUGUUGGGGGAAGUACAUUUACAGUUAACCCUAGAGCAAAAGAUGGUGGACACUUCAAAAUGAUCAGUUCAGAAAAAGUUCCCUUGAAAGAUAACAAAACCCUUUUCAAUGGGCAAAUCAUUCAUUCGGAGUUAGACCUGAUAUCAGCUGAUGCCAUUAUGAUACAAGAGGUCACGUCCGAAGCAGGUAAGGAGGAAAGAGCAAGUCUUGUCAAUGGGAUUGACAGUGAAAGUAGACAGGUGCCAUCUGCAGUAAGUGCUUCCAGUAAAGAAAUGUUUGAUCGAGCCAGUGAACGAAGGCCAAAGUCCAAGGUGGACACAGUAAAGCCAUCACACUCAUCAUCUGGGUCAUUACCAGGUUUACCCAAAAAUGAUUCUAAGGGUCUCAGAUCUAGUGCCACUCAACCUGUCACUCCAAAACCUAGUCAGAAUGAUGGUUCCAUCAGUGCCACUCCAAACCAGUUAAAGGCUGUGUCUGCAUCCACCAGUCUUAACGACUCAUUUCAAAUUAAGCCUGCUCCAAAACCAGAUAUUGCUUCAAUUCCUGAUGAUGACAUUCAGGCAAAAGCUUUAGCCAAUAUCAAGGCACAGUCAAGAAACUCUUUUGUAGUUGUACCCAAAAAACGACCUGUUCCUUCAUUGCUGUUGCAGGAUGAUGAGACUGAAAGAGAAACUCCUCAAAAGCCAAAAAAGAAGGAUACUGGUUUUACAACACUGCACAAUACAUCAUUGCCCUAUGAUGUGCUCAGUCAGUCAUCUGCUCACUCUUCAAACGAAGGAUCUCAUUCUACCCUGAAGUCUGUGCUCCAAAGGAGUGAUUUGGCUGAUGGAAAGGGGAAGGCUGAGGUGAACAUUUCUGCCACCAGUCCUACCAGUGUGCAAUCAAAUGGGGAUUAUAUCCAUCUGCACCCUAAUGUGGAUAGAUCGCCUCUUAUUUCUGAUGAUCCAGAGUUUUUCCGAAGAGCUAAAGAAGAGAAAGACGGCCCACGGUUACUGGUUAUGGGCAUUAGUACUGAGAUUUCCAGACUGGAAGAAGAUCUUCCUGUCACUAAUAUUGAUGACAUUGUUGAAACAAGUGGCAGAGAAGUAAACAAUUCAGAAGUGCAAUUAAAAGAACCUUCUAGUUCACUGUCUAGACCACAGUAUAGAGACUCUGGUGGUCCCAGUUCUGUUUUUCAGCGGAAAAAUGAAAGUACUUUUACUGUUUUACCCAACAAAAAGUCUCUAGACUGGGAGCAGAGAACCAGUGUCAUUCUUAAGGGUACAGAAUCUGAAGGAGAGCCCACAUCUCCACCAGGGAAGGAAUCUGUGGCACCUUUUCGGGAGAUUGGCAUGCUGCUGAAAAAACGUUAUCCAGGUGUUGAUGAAAUUGAAGUGAUUGGAGGCUAUAUGUCUCUGGGAAAAUCAUGUCUCUACAAGACUGGAUCCACAAGGAAGAAGAUGAAGAUUUCUUUUAAUGAUGGUCUUCUAAAAACCUUUGAAUAUCCACCAGAAAGUUCACUAACGGAGGAUAGUCAGGAAGAAGAGGAAGAGGAGGCACAUGAGUCAGGAAAUGAAGCAGAAGAAGAAGAUGAAGAGAAACCUACAUUACUUUUCAUCCCUCGUCCAAGAUACCUGAGCUCCCCUAUGGUCAGCGCAACACUGCGACCUCAUACAGUAAAUGCAGGUUUGUCAAGUUAUACCCCAAAACACUCCGUGGAGUUCAGUACAUGGCAGGAGCAGAAGUAUGAAGAAAAGGUUGCCAACUGGAGAACAUCACAAGAGCCUCCAAGCCAGCAGGACUCAAUGCUCACUCCAGCAGACAGCAGUUCCCUUUCAGACUACAGCAGUGAGCCCGCAUUGUACUUUUAAUCUGUAUGAAAGUACUUCUGACUUUGCACUUCGUGUUAUUUACAACAUAUAUACAUUCUUUUGCACUGAAUUGUAGUCAAUCCUGUUGACUUCAUCUUGAGUCGACUGUCUCUCCGAAGAAUCGCUGUGCAAGUAACAGUGUUCAAAUUAAAAAUUCCAAGUCUGGAGCAUAGUUGUAACUGGUGACUUGGAUCAACUUUCCUAAGACACUGCAACAGUGGUGACUGUAAAUUAACAUUCCAAACUGCCAUGGUGCAGUGCACCAGUUAAGGCAUUAUUCAUUUACAUGGACACAAAGCUACAUCACUGACUCUAAAAAUCAUCAUUUCUGUGUCUUGAAAUUAUGGCUACAGAAUUACCGUCCUAUGACACUGCCCAGUUAUUGACUCUGUAAAUUAACUAAUCGACCUUGGGGCAAUUUGCAUCUUUCCAGAUUGGUGUGUCUGCAUUCCAUCCGGUGAUACACGAGGAUGAUAUCGUAGUAAUCGUCACUGAGUUUCUGCGUACACUGCGCCAUUGUAGAUUACAGAUUAGGUACUUGAAGCUCUGAGGAAUGCUGUACUCCCUGCACCUAAAAAAAUACUGUGUUUGAAUUCUGGAAAACGUUUUACACUGUUAUAGGUGGUUCAUCAUAGACAAUCUGGAGUUCCAUGACGUUUUUUUCAAAGGAGGUGCCUUCACUUUUUUCAGUACAUCUUUCCAUAGUGCCAUAGUCUACACACACAUUCAGACACAGUGGUGAGAAUUCUGCCACUGUUUAAUGUAUAUAGCCUUUUUGCAACUGGGAGUAUUACAAAUAAUUUCUUUAUUACCUUGUCUAUUCCCACAAAAGUGUCUUUGUAAGUAUAGAAUGUCUGCUGGUAAUAUCUUUUCAAGUAGUGAUUAUAGAGUCACUCAUUUCUUAGAAAUGCAAGUUCACACAGGGAAGACUUCUCACAUUCUGAAAGCUUUAAGACAGUAGAUUGUUACUUCAGGUUUUACUGUAUUAAGAGCAACUUAAAUUAUUUUAUGUAUUGUUUAUAAUGGAAGGAGAUGAACUGUCGUACUCAUUUAAUUGCACUGAAUGUGAAAAUUAUACGUGGAAGUGGUGUGUGCUGUCAUGUACUUAUGAGAGGCAGACAUGGAAUCUGUGCUGUGCCUGACAAAGAGUACUCUGAAUGUGGAGCAUAGCGUGGAUUUACACUGUGGCAUGCACUCUUGUAAGACAAGUGGGUUUAUGUACUGUUGUGUUUAUGUGACAGACUUGGAAUCAUUCUGAAGAAUACAGUUAAGCCAUGUAAUGCAGUGAAUGUAGCAUGAAAAGUACAAAGGAGUGUUUAUGUGUUUACUUAACUGUGCAAAACACAGGCAUAUGGGCACACAUUUUCUGGGUAGUAACCUGUAGCACAGAAUGUUUAUGGCUUCUGAAAAGCAGUCUUGUUAAAAAAAUGAUAAAUGCUUUAAAACUUUAGACUGAAGUACUUUCAGAUUUGCUUGGUAGUGCCAAGGACAAGCUCAUAUAGAAUCUUCAUAUUCCAGUAAGUGCAGCAAAACUGUUCUGGUUUUCUGUAUACUGUGUAAUUGAGAGGUUCACAUUUAACUAUUGUAUGGAUUCAUUUUUUGCUGUAAUGGUAAGAAAGCCUGAGAAAGAUGCUUUGAGUGUGUGGAAUAUAUCUGUGAUAUGUACUAACUUCAGAUUUCAUUAUAUUGUAAGUGCAUAAGAUUUUACUGAAAGAUGUGUGUAAGGUGAUUCACAAGUCCAGCUUAACCCUUUGAAACACACCAUAAAUCAAAUCCUAGUUGCAGCAAGCUGUUUUCUACAGUAGCUGCUUAUUAUUAAUGGCACUCUAAAUGUUUACUAUGUUGAUCGUAUUUCAUCUGAAAUAACUAGUUUAGGUUGUCUGUAACACUUAGUAGCUCAUGAAUGAUGAGCCAAGCAAAAUGAGACCCAAAGUCAUUAACAUUUGGCUUGCACAUCUCCAUCCUGUACAGUGUAAAUAAAUAAGAAGUGUAGUGUUUUUGCACUCCGCACAUAAUGAAAGUGAUCAUUGAGGUGGUAGGUCUUAUACUGAUUAUAUAAUACUUGUCUUUUUUAAGACUAUUGGACAUGAGUGAUGGGAACAGUGUAACUUGGAAUGCUGUAUCAUUCUACAACAAUGAUGUAAUACCACAUUCUCUACCAGAAAGUUGUCUCUGAUAAGGCAUUUAUUAUACAAAUAAAGGCUGUAAGGUUUAACCUUCAGCUAGAAAAACAGGUGUGGAACUAAACAUAUUUUGUACUGACCUGGUGCAUGCAAAAAGUCCACACAGAAAACUGUGAAGGCACAUUAUUGAAUAAGCAUUGCACAUUUGUGGGAGGGGGGCUUCCUAAAGGGAAAUAAAAUGACCUACUAUUUGAUUACUAAGCAUGUGGAAGAGCCAUUAUACCAUGCAUUCUGUGUACAAUAUCUUUAUGGAAAAUAUGUUGUGGGGCUCAGGAGGGUCGUAAUGCAAAAGGCCUACGUUAAUGCACAAUGAGGCCUUGCAGGAUGGUUGUGUGUGGUCUCAGAGGGAGCAACACAACUGUGUGGAUGCAGCCGUCCAGUUUAAUUAAAAUGUUCUGAUAACACAUGCAAGGGAUAGCCUGUAUUUUACUUUGGGGAAUUGUGGGAUUGCUUAAAUUAUUGGCACUUUUGGCAUAUUUUAUGGGAGGGGAAAUAUGAAACCUUUGUAUUCCUCAUCUUUUAGUUCUCUCAGUUUGUCAGAAAAACUGGGGUGGGCGAGAAUAGGAGGUAUUUCUAAUGAUAGUAGCAGCAUCCGGUUGGCUUCUCCCAACCCUUUCAGCAUUAUAAUCUGUAGUUUUUAAGGCUUUACAAAGCAUAGUUGCCGAACAUUCCAUUUUCCCCUGAAAUGUAUCCACCAUGCAUGAAUGCAGCAGUGCCUUACAGGAGACUUCAUUUUAAGAACCUAGCUGCAUUUCAAGAAGAGGAUGGAAAGGUGGAUGGAUAGGCUGUCCCACUAAAAUGUUUCCCUUUAUUUGCAGCAUCAUUUCAUCUUAAAUGAAAAUAUAUCUCUUUAUGAAGAAUGAUGAACGAUAGAAGAUAUUUGAUACAGCUGGCACUGUACUAGAUGCUUAUUGUGGGGCGAAAACAUUAUUUUGCAGUAAAUUCUGCACUUAAUCUUGGAAUAAGCUGUAAAAGGUUCUGAUCAGAAUGGAGGUUUGACUGAAAAUCUGCCAGGGUUGGCUGUUGGGGCCAAAUGUUUUGCUUAUGUUAUCUAAAAAAUGCUGUAAUUAUAUAUAAUAUUUAUAUAUAACUGCUAAUAGAAAUACACUGUUGACAAAAUUAGUUCUUCAGCUUAUGUUUCCUAAUUAAAUGAUUUUCAUGAAACAUUUU